AGGUUGUGCCUGACAGGAUUAACUCGGGGAAUAGUAGUGCGGCCCAAUGUGUAUUAGGGUUAACCGCCUCGCCAUUUUCCUCCAUUUAUCCACCUGGCUAGCUUCUUCAAACGUCUUCGUGUUUCGGGUCGUCGGGGAGGAUACAAACAACGGUUUACUAUAUUGAAUUCUAUCCCGUUCCCGUCGACAUGGACGAGGAAUAUUAUAGCGGCGCGGGGGACUGGGAAGGCCCGGACGCAAACACGAGGGCCCAUAGAGCGCAUCUUGACCAACUGCAUCACUGUGUGGUACGGAGCCUGCACCGCAUCAUGCCGCAAGACUCCCCAUCGCAUAGUGAGGGCAGCUGAGAAGAUCAUCGGAACCUCUCUUCCCUCCCUAUGGGACAUUUACAGCACCCGCCUCACCCGCAAAGCCCUCCGCAUAGCGGGGGAUGCCACCCAUCCGUCACACAGCCUCUUCAGUCUGCUGCCAUCAGGGAGGAGACUGCGGAGUCUGCGGGCCAGGACUAGCUGACUCAAAGACUCUUUUAUUCAUCAGGCUGUCAGGAAGCUGAACUCGCUGCCUGCUCUGCCACCUCUACCUCUUCUGUCCUCUGCCUACCUGACUUCUGGACUCUGAUGCCCCACAAACAUGAGGAUGCAUAUGUCGACGUUGAAAAUUUGGGGAAAAUCCAAGAGGAUUGUCUGAAGAAAUUUUCCAGCAGGGAUUACAUCAUGGAGCCUGCCAUCUUUAACACCCUCAAAAUGUAUUUCCAGGCGGGUGGUUCUCCAGAACAUGUCAUCCAGCUUCUGUCGGAAAACUACUCUGCCGUAGCUCAGACUGUUAACUUGCUGGCUGAGUGGCUCAUCCAGAUGGGUGUCGAACCAGCACAAGUACAAGAGCGAGUUGAAAAUCACCUGAAGAGUCUGCUGAUAAAACACUUCGACCCCCAGAAAGCAGAUUCCAUUUUCACCGUAGAGGGAGAGACUCCUGCUUGGCUGGAGCAGAUGAUCGCUCACACAACUUGGCGAGACCUCUUCUACAAGCUGGCCGAGGCUCAUCCCGACUGUUUGAUGCUCAAUUUCACUGUGAAGCUGAUUUCAGACGCAGGUUACCAGGGGGAGAUCACCAGUGUGUCGACAGCAUGCCAGCAGCUGGAGGUUUUCUCUCGAGUGUUGAGGACAUCUUUAGCCACGCUGCUGGAUGGAGGAGAGGAGAACUUGGAGAAGAACCUGCCAGAAUUUGCUAAAAUGGUGUGUCACGGUGAGCACACUUACCUCUUCGCUCAGGCUAUGAUGUCAAUCCUGGCCCAGGAGGAGCAGGGUGGCUCCGCUGUGCGCCGGAUUGGUCAGGAAGUGCAGAAGUCGGCACACAAGAGGGGCCACGAUGCCAGUCAGAUAACGCUGGCGCUGGGUACAGCGGCAGCCUACCCCCGUGCCUGUCAGGCGCUGGGUGCCAUGUUGUCCAAGGGAGCCCUGAAUCCGGCCGAUAUCACAGUGCUGUUUAAGAUGUUCAGCAGCAUGGAUCCGCCUCCUGUGGAGCUGAUCAGAGUGCCUGCUUUUCUGGACCUCUUCAUGCAGUCGCUGUUCAAGCCCGGCUCUAAGAUUAACCAAGACCACAAGCACAAAUACAUCCACAUCCUGGCCUACGCUGCCAGCGUGGUUGAGACAUGGAAAAAGAACAAGCGAGUCAACAUAAAUAAGGAUGAACUAAAAUCAUCCUCCAAGGCCAUCGAGACGGUGCACAACCUUUGCUGCAACGAGAACAAAGGCGCCACAGAGUUGGUGGCUGAGCUUGGCACUCUGUACCAGUGCAUACGGUUCCCAGUGGUGGCCAUGGGAGUUUUGAAGUGGGUUGACUGGACCGUGUCCGAGCCGCGCUACUUUCAGCUACAGACCGAUCACACUCCGGUCCACUUGGCUCUGCUGGAUGAGAUCUGCACGUGUCACCAGCUGCUGCAUCCUCAGGUCCUUCAAUUACUCAUCAAGCUCUUUGAGACGGAACACUCGCAGCUCGACGUCAUGGAGCAGUUGGAGCUCAAGAAGACCCUCCUGGACCGGAUGGUGCAUCUGCUGAGUCGUGGUUACGUCCUGCCCGUGGUUGGCUACAUUCGCAAGUGUCUGGAGAAGCUCAACACUGACAUCUCCCUCAUUCGCUAUUUUGUCACAGAGGUCCUGGAUGUGAUUGCACCUCCGUACACGUCCGACUUCGUUCAGCUCUUCUUACCCAUCCUGGAGAAUGACAGCAUCGCAGGAACAAUCCGCACAGAAGGAGAACAUGACCCCGUCGCGGAGUUCAUUGCUCAUUGCAAGUCAAAUUUCAUCAUGAUUAAUUGAGGACAUUAUGCACCAUAAAGAUCUGAUGAAGAACACCUCUUGGACUAGCCAGUCUGAUGAUGCAACUUGGGACUUUUCUGGUCAUUGAGGUCAACUUCUUGAUCUGAUCAGAUGACAUGGCUGCAAGAGAUGUGGAUUCUUGUAAAUUUCAUUUUCUACAGUAUAGCUUUCUCUCUCAUCACAGUGAGUAAGUGAGAAGGUCACAUAGCAUCACUUUGAAGACUGAUGCAUAUUCAGCAUAUUCAUAUUGUGAGAAAAGACUUGAAUCACAAGGUUUGUAGUGUAAGGCACACUUUAAUCAGCUGUGUAGGACUCGCAAAGCAGCAGAACGUGACAGUGGUUCAACAUGCAUUUCUAAAUGUUUUUUUUAUUUUAAGACGCAAAGCAGCAUUUUGAUUUGUAUAAGUCAGCCAGUAUUUUCUAUUAAGUGUGGGAAUUUUGCUUUGUCACAUCUCAUCCUGAUAAUUUAACAUUUUACCAUUUAAGACUGUUCAACAGUCUCUGAAAAUCAAACAGUGCCAUUCAUUUGGCACUCAAAUUUAAAAUACAUUUUACACAGAAAAAUAAUUGAACAUUCCCUUUUCAGUUAUGAUUAAAAUGUAUCCACAGAGUCCUGAUAUGUCUAGACUCAGUAGUCUUUAGGGACUAUAGGGUCUCCAUAGGCACAGUCUGUCUCCAGUGCGAGGUUGUAGGAACUGCCACUUCCUCCCUUGUAAGCGCUGGUGACGAUCCUGAGCCAGCCCUUCUCACCCUGACAACGGCAACAUUUUUCAACACCAAACCAUCACAUGCUCAAAUAAUAUUACGUUGUACUUGUUCGGACAAGCGCUUACCCAUGGCUCUCCCCAGGAGUUCCUUACAAUCCAGUGCUCCACGCCGUUCUCAACUCCCCAUCCCGCCACUGACACAAUGUGGUUCACAAUGGGGUUCUCAAUGUACUCGGAGAAGAGACCACCAUUGUAAGUGUCCAGUUUGUCUGUCGCCAUGAUCCCACAGCUAAAAGCCACAAUUAUCACAGAUUACUUGCAAAUAAUACAAUGAUGCUGUUCUGGCAUGAGGACAUGCUCAUACAGGUGUGUUUCAAGCCAUUGGAAUAUUGUAGAAAAAAAUAUUUCAGUACAGUAGCUCAAUUAAAAAAGUGAAAUUCAA
Molecule: messenger RNA, 3464 nt
Organism: Phyllopteryx taeniolatus (common seadragon)
Lineage: Eukaryota; Metazoa; Chordata; Actinopteri; Syngnathiformes; Syngnathidae
Gene: nelfcd
Product: negative elongation factor complex member C/D
Exons: 16
Coding region: 618-2315 (565 amino acids)
Biological process (GO): negative regulation of transcription elongation by RNA polymerase II
Cellular component (GO): NELF complex; nucleus
Molecular function (GO): RNA binding
Source: RefSeq, a predicted model, not a curated record